GAAAGAAUGUGUGGGUUUGUUGACCAUCUUAGUAUCAACAAUACUUGCUAGAUAAAUGUACCUUGAGAAAUGUAAUGCUAUAUCACAGUAUUGGAUACAUGACAGUUAUUACUGCACUUGAAGGAAAGAUAAAUUUUGCCCUUCUAAAAAAUAUAAGAUUGAUAUGUGGCAUGUUUUGUUUUGUUUGAAUUGUGCAUGGAUGGUUUUGUAGUCAAAGAAAAGGACAAGGGAGCCAAAGGAAGAGAAUGACACUUGGGCCUGCUGUAAGGGAUGGAGAGAAUGUCUUUGGUGUUGCCCACUUUUUUGCAUCAUUUAAUGACACAUUCAUUCAUGUGACUGAUUUGUCUGGAAGAGAAACCUUGGUUCGCAUCACUGGUGGUAUGAAAGUGAAAGCAGACAGGGACGAGUCAUCCCCAUAUGCUGCCAUGCUUGCUGCACAAGAUGUUUCACAAAGAUGCAAGGAACUUGGCAUCAGUGCUCUUCAUAUUAAGCUCCGUGCAACAGGUGGGAACAAGACAAAAACUCCUGGCCCUGGUGCUCAAUCAGCACUCCGUGCCCUUGCCCGUUCAGGAAUGAAAAUUGGUCGUAUAGAGGAUGUGACUCCAAUUCCAACUGAUAGUACUCGUAGAAAGGGUGGCAGAAGAGGAAGAAGGCUGUAA
Molecule: messenger RNA, 659 nt
Organism: Ilex paraguariensis (yerba mate)
Lineage: Eukaryota; Viridiplantae; Streptophyta; Magnoliopsida; Aquifoliales; Aquifoliaceae
Source: the annotation of a GenBank genome assembly